AUGGGGCGUCAGGAAUUUGUCGUGUCUUUGGUUUUCGACUUUUCGUUAGAAAGUAUAUGCGUGAUGAAUUUCGGGGACUGCGGCGUGAAUCGCACGUGGAAAAAAGGCGUCAGAGACGCCGUCGGUAUACUACUGAUCUCGCAUGAGUCCUCUGCAAAUUUUGGAACCCCACAAGGGGCAGCUGCUGAUCCCAAAUCUGGUUCCGUGGGGCUUCUAGAAGAAAGGCAUAACUUGUUUCAAUCCCCUUUGUGGGAUGCCGCUGAAAACGACUUUCGAAGAGCUGCAAGCAGAAUCGUGGGAACGAACUUUUUGCUGUACGAUCCGAUGCUGGACACCAAUUACAAGGAUAAAUUGAUGAAGGGAACUGAACAGGUUGCAACCCCGGAAGACAGUUUCCAGCAGGGCAAUCAGGUGGCAAACUACGAAUACGAUACCGAAGACGGCAAUAAUAAUUACAAGGAUUCCGCUGGCGGUUACGACGACUCGUCAUCAAACGCGUCUCCAUCGGAAAACUACUCAACCGGCUCUGGUCCAGUUGCAAACAAGAAUACGCCGAAAAUGACUUAUUCUUCUCCUGUUCUUUCGAAUCCUGUGGAACUAGUGACGAGUCAGCCUUUGCCGUUGGAGCCCUACAGCAACAGCAAUCAUUAUAGCUACAACUCCGGGCAUCAUUCGCAUCCCGGGAGUAACCAGCACCAAGGACCGAUUCAGCAAGAAGCAGAUUACCAACAAGAAGACUAUCGAACUGAAACCGGUUCAACUGACUCACCAGCAGCUGAUGCACAAGAACAGUCUCAAACUCAACAAAACAAUCAGAAUCAAGAAGCCAGCGAUUCCUUGGCGAACGACGGUAGUAAUGAGCAAGACGCAAAUUACAACUACGACGAUUAUUACGCUCAAGCCAACGACGGGAAUCAAGAUGAUGAAAACGAGAAAAUGCCAUUGAUUCAAGAACCACCAACAAAACAAAUCAUGCAGGAACAAGCCAAUGGCAGCGACAAAUCAAGCAACGACAACAACAACAACAGCGAUGAUCAAGAAGAAGAAGAAGAAGAUCCCCCACUGAAAAACCAAAAAAAUAAGUUUCAAAACUCUGAUCAGAAUAACAACUCGGCAGAUGAAAAUGAUGAUGUCGACGAAGACGUGAAGCAAGGAAACAAGAAUAAAAAAAAAUUCAAAAAGAGACCAGUAAAGAAUCAGCAGAACCAAAACCUGGUCAAUAUCGCCAACAUCAAUGACGAAGAAAUCGACGGGCUUCAGCAAACCGACGACUAUCCCGAAGUGGAAGACGUGAGAAUCCCGAUAUUAAACGACGAGGAAGAUGAUAAUGACAGCAAAAUUUUAAACCAAAAGAAGUCUGUUUGGUGGAUUUUGUCUGUUGGGCGGGAGGAAAAAAUGCUUGCAGAGCUGGUCUGUUUGGCAAAAAUCCCUUACUUGGGAGAUUACCAACAAGAAGACUAUCGAACUGAAACCGGUUCAACUGACUCACCAGCAGCUGCACAAGAACAGUCUCAAACUCAACAGAACAAUCAAAAUCAAGAAGCCAGCGAUUCCUUGGCGAACGACGGUAGUAAUGAGCAAGACGCAAAUUACAACUACGACGAUUAUUACGCUCAAGCCAACGACGGGAAUCAAGAUGAUGAAAACGACAAAAUGCCAUUGAUUCAAGAACCACCGACGAAACAAAUCAUGCAGGAAGAAGCCAAUGGCAGCGACAAAUCAAGCAACAACAACAACAGCGAUGAUCAAGAAGAAGAAGAAGAAGAUCCCCCACUGAAAAACCAAAAAAAUAAGUUUGAAAACUCUGAUCAGAAUAACAACUCAGCAGAUGAAAAUGAUGACGUCGACGAAGACGUGAAGCUAGGAAACAAGAAUAAAAAAAAAUUCAAAAAGAGACCAGGAAAGAAUCAGCAGAACCAGAACCUGGUCAAUAUCGCCAACAUCAAUGACGAAGAAAUCGACGGGCUUCAGCAAACCGACGACUAUCCCGAAGUGGAAGACGUGAGAAUCCCGAUAUUAAACGACGAGGAAGAUGAUAAUGACAGCAAUGACAAUAAUGACGACGACAAUGACAAUAAUGACAAUAAGUUCAACGACCCCAGCCCUUAUUACCGACAUCAUCAACAGCAACAACAGCGUUUUCGACGGGUAAAUAACAAAAACAAUAACAACUUCAACAACUUCAACAACAUGAACAAUGUCAAGAUCCCGGAUAUCGAGCUUGACGACGACGAAGAAGACGACCAGGCCAAGAUUUUCGACAGUUUGAAUCAAAAUGCUGGUUUUGGUCUGAUUUCUGACCCCUUGGAAAGUAUUCCGGUUCCGCAAACAAUUAAUGAGACACCUGAGUUCGAUGACGACCCGACUGCAGUUUCAGCACCUGAUGAUGACAUUCUUGAGUUCAAAGUGUCCGAUAUGGAUCAAGUCGAUGACAGCAACGAAGAGAAGAAGAAGAACAAUCGGCAGCAGUCGUUGCUCUGGCGCCUGAACCCGUUGCGCGGUUUCCGGAGAAGACCGACAUCUUCCGACGAAGACGAAGACGACGCCGAGAGUCGCAUGCGUGCCCGUCGUAGACAGGCCGUGAACCAGAGGCCGCUGCCAGUCCGUCAAAGCAAUAAGCCGCCGGCAUUGUCAAACUCUAAAUCUCAGCAGAAUCAAAUCAGAAGACGACCGCCGACCCAUCGGGGUCNCGACCCGACUGCAGUUUCAGCACCUGAUGAUGACAUUCUUGAGUUCAAAGUGUCCGAUAUGGAUCAAGUCGAUGACAGCAACGAAGAGAAGAAGAAGAACAAUCGGCAGCAGUCGUUGCUCUGGCGCCUGAACCCGUUGCGCGGUUUCCGGAGAAGACCGACAUCUUCCGACGAAGACGAAGACGACGCCGAGAGUCGCAUGCGUGCCCGUCGUAGACAGGCCGUGAACCAGAGGCCGCUGCCAGUCCGUCAAAGCAAUAAGCCGCCGGCAUUGUCAAACUCUAAAUCUCAGCAGAAUCAAAUCAGAAGACGACCGCCGACCCAUCGGGGUCGUCAUCGUCCCGAAAGAAAUUACGUCCGGUUCGACUUUGACAAUGACAAGGAGUUCGACGAUGACGACGAGCCCAAAACGUCGAGCUUCAGAAGGCCUUCGUCGUCGGGACAUCCGGCCCAGCAGCAGCAAUCUUCGCGUCGUCGCGCUCAGCCGAUCCGACGAUUUUUGCGCAACCGAACGAGUUUCUUUGGCAGGAAUAGAAAAACGGGGAAUCGCGGGAGAUUUUUCCAGGUGGAUAACGCAGUUGAAUCAAAAACCAAAGAACGGCGAUUGGUGCCAGCAACAUCACUUGGGGACUUUAGCGAAUUCGACGAAGUUUCGCAAAAUUAUUCGUCGAUCUUCCCGCUGAAAUACGCCGCCAAAAAAGAAGAGCAAGAAGCGGCGGCGACUGCAACGAAAAUAAGUCAGCAAACUCAGAGCAAUGCUGGUCGCAAAGCUGUAUUUGAGGUCAUCACAAAACCCAACUACUUUUUCUUCGACGAGGAUCCGACGAUUGUGACAACGUCACCCGCAGUGAUGCCAAAAACUACAACCACCCCUGCGAGAGUGCGAAAUUCGUGGCGUCCAUUGCCAACUGCGAGAGCGGAUUUGUUGCCGCCGCCGCGAGGAACUGAAAUUAACAAAGAUCAAAAUUUUCUUUCACCCUCCAGACGCAGGGACUCUUCGCCGGUGUACAACACCCGACAACGUCUCCAGCAGCAGCAGCAACAAACAAUAGGAGUUCGACACAGACCGAUUCAAUCCCGCAGCGUGACGUCGUCGUCAGCAUCGACACCAGUGACAGCCCGUCAGCGCAAGGCGUGUCCUCAGCCCGCGGGCAUCUUCCCGCACCCAGAGGACUGCACCAAAUUUCUCAACUGCGCCCACAAUCGAGCCUUCGAGCAAAACUGCCCCCCGGGGCUUCAUUUCAACCCCAGGGUCUCUGUUUGCGAUUGGCCUUCGAGUGCCAAGUGCAAACCUGGGUUUAUUGGCAUCAGGGACGAACCGCCGCCGGCGAACGAUUUCCUCGAUGGCGCAGCAACCGACGAGUACCCAGCAAUAGAUUUGCGGAUGCGAGGAAAUCGACAAGAAGCAAAUUUGCAAACGUAUCCAAGCAGUCAUUUCGCACCGAAUCAUCCCGACGGAGUCGUAAUUUCGGGCCAAAAUGAGCACAACAAGGAUCAACAGCAAUGGUUCAACAAUGCAAAUUUCAGGUCAGGGCGUCUGGCUUUGUCGUCUGCAAAUGACCUCGAGAAUGACAAAGUUUUCGGACCAGCAAAGGCCACUUCCAAGUUGCACGACUUGUGCCCCGAGGCGACGGGACUCUUCCCGCACAAACAUGACUGCGAAAAUCGCUGGAGACCGAUUUUACCUCCUGAUCACGAUUCCAACAACGAAAUCCUUCCCAGCAGCGAGUCCAUCGAUGCUGCUUCCUUUUCAAGGAAUAAUAGACCGCAAGAUGCGCGCGACAAGUCACAGGGUUCUUCAUUCAGGUCAGCCAGUGGAUCUGGGAUUUUCAGACCAGGUUUCAUACAACCCCCGACAACAACAACAACAACGACGACGACGACAACAACAACGCCCAGAACCACAGUCACGACGACAGCAAGUACUCAAAGACCGCCUAGAACCCCCACAACGAAAAGCAGGAACUUCGUCGAUGUGUGGAGAACGUUCACGGAUAUUCAACGAGCCACGCCGACAACAACAUCGACUCAUCGCAGCUCUAUUAUUCCUUCUCCAACAACAACAACGGCUAGUCCGUUGUUGUUGAAAGAAAGAUCAUCCAAACCAGAGAGGAAACAGGAAGAGAAGAAAGAUAGCUUAGGAGUUCCCAUAUCCAGAAGAAGAACGCUUCCAGAUAGCGGGCAAGCAGUUCGUUUGCGUGGUGGGAACGGACCCUGGGAAGGAUAUGUUCAGGUAUUUCAAGAUGGAAACUGGGGCUCAGUUUGCGACUCCGACUGGUCCGGGCUUGAGGCUGAUGUGGUUUGCAAGCAACUGGGAUUUGAAAGGGGUGCUUCAAAAACGGUGAAAGGUGGACUGACUUUCAUCAAGAAACCUAUCGAAAGAAGUCACUUGACAAAUGUCCAAUGCCUGGGCAAAGAAUCCUCCCUUCUCGAAUGCGCCGUUCAGAAAGGAUCGUUUUGUGCGGAGGAAUCCGUCGUCGGAGUAAUUUGUCGAAACAAUUCAGCUUCAAGGUGUAAUGUCAACGAGAUUCCGUUCAGAGGAACGUGUUUCGCUUUUCAUUUGGACGUUGAGGUCACACAUGAAGAAGCCAUGAUGCUUUGCCACGCAAAAGGCGGCCAUCUUAUUGACAUUCACACGCAAGAUGACAGCGACUUUUUGUCAGAAUGGCUUCAUCACUUCGGUGCCAAUGGGCCGAUCCAUACUGGGGGUGUGCAAGGUGUAACCGCAUCAAAGAGCUCUUUCUACUUGUGGGAACACUCAAUCGCUCGAUUCAACUUCGAAAAGUGGUGGCCUGGGUGGAAUGAAGACAACCGUCGGGCACCUGACAUUUCAGGGAACAGCCUCCAGUGCAUUACGCUUCACAACGUCUUCUUCGACGGCGUGGAGCGAGUCGGAGCUGACUACUACUACUGGGAAGUUUCACCUUGCACGCGACGCAUGCCGUUCAUGAAUAUCUGCUCUGUUGCCGGUCUUUCUGCGACGCUGUCUUUAUGUUAUGAUGACGAUGAUGUGAUCUUCCUCAGCAGUGCAGCGACGCGUGAAAAAUGCUGCGUAGAAGGAAACGGACAGUCGUACAGAGGCAAAGCAGACGUUUCCCUUUCUGGAAAGCCCUGUUUGAACUGGAACAGCCCAUCAGUCAUGGUUAUCCUGGGGAGGAAUGCCUUGUCGGACCUGGGCCUGGGUGAUCACAAUCAUUGCAGGAAUCCUGAUCGGGACGAUGCUCCCUGGUGCUUCACACCCAACGGGAAAUACGAGUUCUGCGAUAUCCCCUUGUGUCCCCCUCCGGAACCAUCUCCAGAUGCAGUGGAAAUCAGCUUCAGAUACAACAAGACAUGCCCGAGGCAAAACCAGUUUCAAUGUGAUGCGAAUCAAUGCAUCCUGACCGCAUACGUGUGUGAUGGUGAAGCCGAUUGCGACAAUGGAUUGGACGAGAAGUUCUGCACGGACUACAUGCACGAGUUUGAAGAAUCCGCUGGUCAUCGCCUUUUGGGCAACGACGUGACCAAGUGGAUGUUCAUUGACAAGAAGACAUGCGCCAGACGAUGUGCCGAGGCCAAGAACUUCCUCUGCAGAUCCUUCAGUUACAGCCCGCACACCGAAACGUGCAUUCUGAGUGACCACAAUGUGGCGACAUCUGGUGGGAAAGUGCAGGACAUCCGAUAUUCGUACUACGAAAGAAAAUCUACUCAAAUUGAUUGUUCUAAUUUACACGUCUGCACCAACGGAAAAUGCAUCAAUCAGACACGGGUAUGUGAUGGAUACAAGGACUGCCACGACAUGUCCGACGAAACCAGCUGCCCCGUACCGGAAGUCGCAGUAAAAAUCGUCGGCGGACAAAGGCCAAAUAUCGGAAGAGUGCAAUUAACCGUUUACGACAGGGACGGAGUGAUUUGCGACGACGAGUUCGGCCAACAAGACGCAGACGUGAUUUGCAGACAAGCCGGAUUCCCUUACGGUGCCCUGAAGGCAAUUCCGGGCUCUGCUUUCGGCUCCGGAAACGGAAACAUCCUGAUGGACAAUUUACGAUGUUUGGGCAACGAAACGUCGGUGGGCGAGUGCAAGUUCAACGGAUGGGGAGACCAUGACUGCUCCCCAUUGACGCAAGUAGCAGGUGUGGAGUGCAAAGUGGAAAACGACGGAUGUGCGGAGUUUGAGUUCGAAUGCAAAAGUUUGGAGUGCAUCCCGAUGGACUUCAUUUGUGACCAGGUCAAGGACUGCAGUGACGGAAGUGACGAGCUGAAAGAAAAUUGUGACGCUCCACUGUCAGUUAGACUUAUCGGCGGAACGGCGAACAAAAAGAUUGGACGAGUGGAAGUCAGACGUCACGGUUUGUGGGGCACUAUUUGCGACGACUCUUUCGACGACAAUGACGCUAAGGUAAUCUGCUCAAUGAUGGGCAUCAGACAAGGCGGCAGAUUUUUGCCGAAGACGGAGUCGACUUUUGGACCGGGAAUCGGACCGAUUUGGCUUGACGAACUGGAAUGCAAUGGUGAGGAAAGCAGUGUGGCUGAGUGCAUCCACGAAGCUUGGGGCGCAGGCAAUUGUCGACACGACGAGGACGUGGCUGUCGAGUGCUUCGACACCUCAUCGGAACUUGUCACGUCGACAGCAAACCCUUCGUCAGGACACGAGACACUUCUGCGACCUAGGCCCGCAAUAUUGCCAAACGUGUGCGGAUUGCGAGAUGUUGACGAGAUUUCCGGCACAACAUCUGCAAAUCGACGAGGAAAAGUCAUCGCUGGUAGGACCACGACUCCUGGGGCUCAUCCUUGGCAGGCGAGUCUGCGGAUCCGAUCCGGAACGAAAAGCACUCAUUGGUGCGGAGCCGUGAUUGUGAGUCCAAAUCACGUCAUUACGGCUGCUCAUUGCUUGGAAGAUUACCCAAAGAAAGCGUAUGUCAUCAGAGUUGGCGACUACGACACUCAAUCGACGGCAAACCCUUCGUCAGGACACGAGACACUUCUGCGACCUCGGCCCGCAAUAUUGCCAAGCGUGUGCGGAUUGCGAGAUGUUGACGAGAUUUCCGGCACAACAUCUCCAAAUCGACGAGGAAAAGUCAUCGCUGGUAGGACCACGACUCCUGGGGCUCAUCCUUGGCAGGUGGAAGACCUUGAAGAACAAGAAUUUCAUAUUGAGGAAAUGUACACGCAUGAGAAGAAACACGAAAGCAUCAGAUACAACAACGAUGUUGCUCUCAUCAAGCUCAAGUCCUCCAGGGAAUCAUUCGUCGGAGCAGCCAUCAAAUUUGGCACGAAGGUACAGGCGAUUUGUCUGCCUGACCCUGGCUCAGCGGUGUAUUCCCCUGGCCGGAAUUGCACCUUAUCUGGCUGGGGCAGCACUGGUGUCAGUUACGCCUUCAAGUUGCAAUCCGCCACAGUGCCGAUUUUAGCGGACUCGGCUUGCCGACAGCCAAAUGUCUAUGGAGAUAGGAUCACUACUGGAAUGUUUUGCGCUGGCUUUCUUACUGGCGGAAUCGAUUCUUGCCAAGGUGAUUCCGGUGGCCCACUGACGUGCGUCGAUGACGGAGUUCAUUAUCUGUACGGAAUCAUUAGCUGGGGUCAUGGAUGCGCCCAACCGAAUCGGCCUGGGGUCUACACGAAAGUCACACAUUAUUUGGGCUGGAUAUUUGAGCAUUUGAACCUAUGAAAAACU
Messenger RNA from Notodromas monacha, 8343 nucleotides. Lineage: Eukaryota; Metazoa; Arthropoda; Ostracoda; Podocopida; Cyprididae. The record is from the annotation of a GenBank genome assembly.